Esox lucius (northern pike) is the source of this 7409-nucleotide messenger RNA. Its product is annotated as semaphorin-3F. Gene Ontology annotation, biological process: negative chemotaxis; semaphorin-plexin signaling pathway; negative regulation of axon extension involved in axon guidance. Gene Ontology annotation, molecular function: semaphorin receptor binding; chemorepellent activity. The record is from RefSeq and is a predicted model, not a curated record. Bases 700 to 2976 code for a protein of 758 amino acids. Lineage: Eukaryota; Metazoa; Chordata; Actinopteri; Esociformes; Esocidae. The transcript has 19 exons.
AAUGUUUGGAGGUUAUUGCUUUUUGGUUUGCAUGUGCUUUGCUUACAAACAUUGAAAUACAACAAUAAAACUAUAAAAAAUAAUACAGAACAAAGCAUCUAGCUAUUGAAGGACGAAAUGUGACAGUUCACUCUGCCUGGCAUUGAGGUAGUUAACUGUGACACGCUUGACUGGUUAAACGGAGAGAGAAUGGGACUGGCGGCUUCAGAGUCAGAGACCAGUGGAAAAAGAACUAGUCCGUAACACCUGCCAUUAUUGACUCGAUUUGUCAUUCCGGUGUAUUCAGAGGACGACGAUUUAGGAGUAAAUGGAAAACGUGAUAUAUGUAUUUAUCCGAAGGCUAAUUCCCAUUGCCAAUAAUGUAAGGAAAAUUGGUCUUCUUGCAAGAAGUUAACUUUUUAACAACUUGCGAAACCGUAUUCAAGCACAUGAACCAGCAUUUGUCUACAGAUAAGUGGAGCAAAUACAUUUCCUACUUUGGAGGCAUAUUUCAAACGGGAUCAUUUUUGGAAGGCUCACACGGAAUGUGUCAUCUGUUUUGUCUCUGACGACGCCAACCGAGCCAACCUGCAUUUGAAGUGAGUUCAAGUGUUAUUAUUUUUAACACAGGACCUUCGCUUUGAGAGGCUGAACUGUGGGGGGCUGGAUUACCAACAAAGACAAGCGGGGACUUCAACAGUUAACACUAGUGUAACUGCUAUGGAGAUCACGCAAGCCCUCUUCCUCUUCAUGCUGAGUUCAUCUGUCUACAGUUUCCAUGCCAAUUCUCGGUCUGCUCCCAGAGUGCAUUUGUCUUACAAAGAGCUGAUGGAGACACGGACAGCACGGCCUUUCUCCUUUUCCUUCAACACAAGUGACUACCGCAUCCUGCACAUGGACCAGGACCAGGGUCGUCUCUACGUUGGGAGCCGGGAGUACUUGGUGGCACUGGACAUGCACAACAUCAACAAGGAGCCCCUCAUAAUUCACUGGCCAGCUACCACCCAGAGGAAAGGAGAGUGUAGAAUGACUGGAAAGGGUGGGCAGGGGGAGUGUGCAAACUUUGUGCGUCUGAUUGAACCGUGGAAUCGGACACACCUGUACACCUGUGGCACCGGGGCCUACAAGCCUAUGUGUACCUUCAUCAACAGAGGAUGGAGAGCAGAGGAGUACGUGUUCAGGCUGGUCCCCGGCUAUGCAGACUCGGGGAAAGGGAAAUGCCCCUAUGACCCUCGGCAGGAGAACGCUGCGGCCCUUAUUGGUGGCAAUCUGUAUGCAGGGGUCCACGUUGACUUCAUGGGUACGGACCCAGCCAUCUUCAGAACCCUUGGUGACAGACCUGCCGUCAGGACAGAGCAGUAUGAUUCCCGCUGGCUGAAUGAGCCAGUGUUUGUGAAAAUCCAGAAGAUUCCUGACAGCUCAGAGAAAAACGACGAUAAGCUCUACUUCUUUUUCCGGGAGAAGAGCCUGGAUGCGACUGGGGGGGGCAGCCCGAGUGUUCUGGCAAGGGUGGGCAGAGUCUGCCUGAAUGAUGAUGGGGGUCAGAGGUCACUUGUUAACAAGUGGACAACCUUCCUGAAGGCUCGGUUGGUGUGCUCAGUGAUAGGGACUGAUGGCGUGGAGACCUAUUUUGACGAGCUGAAGGAUGUCUUCAUUCAAGCGACACAAGAUGAGCGCAAUCCUGUCGUGUAUGCCGUAUUUUCCACUGCAGGGUCUGUGUUUAAGGGCUCCGCCGUGUGUAUGUACCACAUGUCUGACAUCCGGAAGGUCUUCAAUGGCCCAUUCUCACACAAGCACGGACACAAUUACCAGUGGACCCCCUACACUGGAAAGAUUCCUUACCCUCGCCCUGGGACAUGUCCUGGAGGAACGUUCACCCCGAGUCUCCGUUCCACAAAGGAGUUUUCGGAUGAAGCGGUGAACUUUGUGAGGGCACACCCCCUCAUGUACCACCCUGUCUAUCCCAUAAAUAAGCGCCCGCUUGUAGUCCGAACGGGGGUGGACUACCGCUUCACCUCCAUUGUGCUAGACCUGGUGGAUGCUGUGGACGGGAGGUAUGAGGUGCUUUUCCUGGGCACAGACCGGGGGACAGUCCAAAAGGUGAUAGUACUUCCUAAAGACACCAGCACAACAGAAGAGCUCACGUUAGAGGAAGUGGAGGUUUUCAGGACACCAGUUCCUGUUAAGACUCUGAAGAUAUCAUCAAAAAGGCAACAACUGUAUGUGUCAUCAGAGAGGGGGCUUACCCAGGUGUCCCUGCACAGGUGUGGCAUCUAUGGAAAGGCCUGCUCAGACUGCUGUCUAGCCAGAGACCCAUACUGUGCCUGGGAUGGGGAGACCUGUGUGGCCUUUAGCCCUUCUACCAAAAGGCGGAGCAGAAGACAAGAUAUAAAGCACGGAGACCCCUUGCGUCAAUGCAGAGGAUUUAAUGCAAAAGUUGAGAAGCGUCUCAGUGAGACUGUGCAGUUUGGGGUGGAAGGGAGCAGCACGUUCCUAGAGUGCCAACCUAGAUCUCCACAAGCAACAGUCAAAUGGCUCUACCAGAAACCAGAUGGCAGAAGGAAAGUGCUGAGCCGAGACAGAGAGGUGCUGAAGACAGGUCAAGGCAUCCUGCUCAAACUCUUAAUCCACGAUGACGCUGGACUGUACCACUGCUUGGCCACUGAAAACAACUUUAAACACACAGUGGCCCGUGUGGCCCUCCACAUCCUGGACCGGGAGAUCGUAGAGGCCCUCACCUCCCCGGACGGACUCCCGGAGGACCAGAACCCCUAUCGUCACCACCAACUGCACCCUCAUCACCACCCUCCGCCUCCACCUCCCCCGCCUCAGGCCUUGCCGUCGCAGUUCUCCUCCCAGCCCGAGAUCCGCCUCAUCAACCAAUACUGUCAGUCCUACUGGCAACAGCUGAAACCUGACAUGUCCACCAAACGCACCAGCAGGAGGCAUGCCAACGUCCAGCCAGAGGCCUCCUCAGGGACCCCCAUCAUCUCCUAGACCUCUCCUCUCUCCCUCUCCACUGGUGCCCAGGCCAGGUUCUGGAGGUUCACAGUGGCCACGGUGGUGAAGGACGGACUAACUCAUAUUGUGAUAUUGUUGAUUUUUUUUUAAAUCCAGAUUUACUAGUAGACAUUUUUGUUUUGUUAAAACAUCCUAUUUUUUGUCACACAAAUGGCCUGGUAAAAAUAAUCAGAUACUUUUAUCCAAACUGACUCACCUUCAUGUGUACUUACAUUGGAUGUGUGGAUGGUCCCAGAAAUUGAACCUACUGGCCUAAUUCUGCACCUAAUUAGCACCAUAAUUUACCAUAUAGUGAUUGUAAUUUGAACUGCAGAAUUAAAAUCAGUAGGAGUUGUCAGGCAACAAAUGAGCUUCCCUAUUCAGUCCAAAUUGAUUAAAAACUUGUUGGUAACUAGAAACCUAAUAGAAUCCUUGAUCUAAUUAGACAAGGUAAUCAAUUGGACCACUGGUAAGUACUCUUUUUGCAUUUUCUGACUCAUUGUCAGCAAAUCCUGUUUUCUUCCAACAUUUGAAAAGAUUCUAAAAUAACAAUGAGGUUAUAUAUUUUAAUACAUUUGUAAGGUUCUCAUAGUUUCUAUAUUUAUGUGUAACAAAAAAGGUGUAUGAUCAGAUAAUACUGCCUAAUUUGACCAAAUAUUUUUGUUCGUAGGAAGUAAAAUACUUUUCAGUCUACAAUUUUUUUGUUGGACUCAUUAUGCAACUGUUUGUUUUUUUUACGCAGUAUUAUUAAUUUACUUACUGAAUACAAAACUAUUAGCAUCAUCAAAAAAGCUAUCAACUUUAGAGUCAAAAUUGCUUUGACCUUGUGUCUCUUUCAACAGUGUGGUAGGCAAAGACAAUAUUUUGGACCAAACGCAGUUCAUCUCAAGAUUAUAGAGGAAUUAAAAGAGAAAAUAUAAAGAGAGAAUGUUUUGGUUAUCAAAAAAGUAGAAUAUUACCUUUGAAGAAAAAAAUACACAGUAAAGGGGUUGCCAUUGUUUUGCUUUGAAGUGACAACACAUUAUACCUCUUCUAUGGGAGCUAUCUUAUUUUAACUUGUUGCCUGACACCUAAUAUGAAAACUAUCCCACAUAAACAGGAAAGGAUGAAAAUUUGACAAGUUGGCCACAUUAUAUUUGUUCUCUAGGAAUGAGACAGAAUUAGUAAGCUCACUUACACACUUUGUUCUAUUAAAGGUGAUAGGUAAAGAUCAUAAAAUAAUAAAGGUCAUUUAGGCUUUUUUGUGUUUUACUACAUUUUAUUUGGAUCUUAUUUAAUCUUUUUGUUGAAGAUGCAAUUUUUGGACCGUAGAAUGCCAAGAAUGACACACACUAAUAAAAGAAAAACAUCCAUAGUGCAGUGGCUGGAUGGUUUCAUUUCAGGAUGAGAAAUGAAACGAGUCAUACUGGCAUGAUGUGAUUAGACACUGAUAUAUGUGGUGAAUAAACAUAUAAAACAUGAUGAUUCAUGUGCAGAUAAUGAGAUGGUCUAGCUAGUUAGCUUGCUAUAGCCAGUCAGUGAAUUCAGUAUGACUGGAGGUUGCCGUUCAGACAACUAGUUGGUCUGCUAAAUAGUAAGCUACUGUAGCACAAGUGUAACUUACAGGUGGCUUGACUAGAUCCAUGUAAACUAACUAACCAAAUUCCUUUCAAAGUAAUUUUCACAACCACAAAUAUUCUUACUACUUUAGCACUGUCCUUAAAUAGUUCACUGUAAACAUUGAUGUUGCACUGUCCUAUGCAAGACUUACGGGCAUUGCCAAUAUGCCGUGACAAGGAUUUGAACCCCUGACCGCAAUAAUGCAGCAAGGCAGUGACUCAGACCACUGCAUCAUUUGGGAGCCCCUGGAUGGAAUAGAGUUCGGAUGGUUUGCUCAACAUUACACAUUUUAGCAAGCUUUUUUUUAGCAUGUUUUAGAUCAGAGAUGUAUGAAAUUGAGUACUUCAAAUAGAACUUUGAUCUUUUCCAGUUGUGGCCUUUUCAUAUUGACUUUAAACAGCAUAAUUCCAAUGCAUUCCAAAGGAGCACGUUGACCAGUUUGCAUGACUAUCAAAGUGUUAUAGCAAGGAUACAAAAUCUACUCUGACCAAAAUAUGAAUGCAGAUCACUUUAUGAUCUAUUUAGCUGUAGUAACAUAUAAAAAUAAACUACAGAGAAGCCUUUACCUGUCACCUUUAAUUAUAUUGCCAAGAGCAAAUUUUUGCCUGAUUCAAACGCUGUGGUCAUCUUUACAUCUUUUUUCAUGUACUUUUGUUGGAGACCACAGUGCAUAUGAUAUAAAUAAUGUAAAUUACUUUUAGAUCUUAAAGAUCUAUGUUUAUUAAUUCACAUUGUUUUUCUUUUCACACCAUGUAAAAUAUUUAUUUUGAGACUGUACAUAUUCCUGUAAGUUCUGCACUUUGGUGGUGGUAUGAGGACUGGACUGGGAAGAGGAUAUUAUUAUUAUCAUGUUUUGUUGAUUGACUGGACCAGUAUUCACAAGAAAAAGGUUUUCUUAAACUAAAAGUAAAAAGAUUCUAAUGAAUAAACUGGACGGGAACCUAUCAUACUUUAAUAUAGCAAUGUGCUAUAGAACGUGUGCUCAUCUUUGAAGCCAAAUAAUCCUCAGUUUGAAUGAGAAUGUUUUCUAUUUAAAAUACAUUGAAUUAUAUUCACAUUUUUUUGUGGCGUUACAUGGUGUUUUUGCCUGGGCUUAGCUAUAGAGUUUGAAUUCUGAAAUAUCUACCUCUUUCAUUUCUUUAAGUUAAUUUGUACAACAACAAAUAUGUCUCCAAAAGAAAAAUCAUGAAACUCUAUACCAUUUUCCUUCUGAUUCAUGAGUGACAUGAGUAAAUUACAUUAUUUUCAAGUUAAUAACAAGCAACAUACAAACCUAUAUCACACAGUAAAUAAUAUCCACUUGCUACAAACAACCAUUAUUGGAGAGAUCGCCCAAGGAUGAAUUGCUACUCUUAUCCUUAGCGUGCUUUCAAGACUCUAUUUUAAACCAUAUGACUACCACGAGCCAAUUAGCUUGCUUUAAUGUUUUUCUCUUGUUCAAGAGUGCCACCUUGCAGAGCAUACUGUAUGUGCCAAAUUCCAUGACUAAAGUCAAACCGAUUAAGAAUUACAAAUAUAUAGCACCACUGUGUGGUCAUUCUGAAUGUGUUUGCAUAAUGCUGAGUAUUGAAAGUGUUUAGACUAUUUGAUUUUAGUGCUCUUCUGUACGUGGAAGCAUUAGAGACUGCACAAUAUAUAUGUUAAAUUUAUUUCAGUUUACCAACAUAAUCUGAAACAACAUACUGUACACGAGUUGUGACUAACCUGAUUUGGCUUUUCAUCCAGCCAGUUUUAAGAAUCAGAUAUGCAAAAUUAGGGCUGGAGAGAAAACCUACAGGGUAGUAGCUCUCCAGGAACAGGAUUGAGCAGUCUUGGUGUACUUGUACAUGUUGUUUACCAUGAAUGCAUUCUCCAUUGUCAUAGGAACAUUGCCUUUAAAUGAGUCUGUCCAAACCUUUGACUGAUACGGUACAUGUUCUAGACCAUAACAAUUUUAAUGUUCAUUGAUCCAUGUUGUUUCAGAUAUUAACCUGAAAAAAUUUCGAUAAAUUGGUAUAUGCUAUACAGUGUCAUCCAUAGUUGUUAGAACAUUUAAGCAAUUUUUAUUAUUUUGUCUCUUUGCUUCAAAUGUUUAGAUUUGGUAUUCGUUACUAGUAUGAUUUUAAAGUAUAGAUUCUCAGCUUUUAUUUUAAGGUAUUUGUAUAAAUAUUGGUUCCAUUCUUGUUUAAUACAUCUUUCAAAGCACCAAAUGUUUUGGGACAGAUUCAUAUAAUGUCAAAAUUAAGCACUUCAGUUUAGUAUUUGAUUGCAUAUCCUUUGCGUGUGAUAACUGUCUGCUGUCUGUGACCUAUUGACCUCACCAGUUGCUGAUAUCUUCUCUGGUGAUGUUCUGUCUGUACUGCAUCGAUCUACAGUUGUGUGUUUAUGCUAUACUUCAGGUCAUGAAAGGCUUGUUCAAUUGCAUUUUAGUGUGCAAAUUGGGCAGUUAUUUUUAUUUUAUGGUGAGUUUUCUCUGGUCAUCCACUGUAGACAUUCAUUGGCCUGCAUGGCUAUGUGCAGUUCAUGAGCUUACCAGUGUGUUCCUUUUUUUUUUGGCCUAUGAAUAUAACUUAUCAAACUCUUAUCAAAUUCUUCAAUCAAAAUCUUAUCAGCGGAAGAAUUGUUCCUGCUUCAAAAGCAUUUGUCAUGUCAGACUUACAACUUUUUAGUACGUUUUCCAUAUACCAUUAGUCACACCCAUGAGUAUCAGAAGGAAAACUGUAUUUAGCAUUUUUGCUUUGCAGUUUUUUGGGAAUGUUUGUCGUUGACUACAUUUGUAUUUUCUCUUUGUACUCGUAGAUGUACUUGUGUUAGCAUAAACUGAUAUGGUUGUAAUAAAUAAUAUUUUAUUA